Molecule: messenger RNA, 1209 nt
Organism: Plasmodium inui San Antonio 1
Lineage: Eukaryota; Apicomplexa; Aconoidasida; Haemosporida; Plasmodiidae
Exons: 1
Coding region: 1-1209 (402 amino acids)
Biological process (GO): UV-damage excision repair; nucleotide-excision repair involved in interstrand cross-link repair; base-excision repair
Cellular component (GO): nucleotide-excision repair factor 1 complex
Molecular function (GO): damaged DNA binding
Source: RefSeq, a predicted model, not a curated record
AUGGCGCACAGCGAUGACUCGGAAAACGAAAGGGAAGAAGCCAAUUACAACACCAUCCUGUAUGAACAAAACCUAAAAGACGAAAUAGACUACUAUGGGGAAGACUUACCACACAUCAAUUUUUACUUGAAGUUCCAGAGGAAAAACUUUCUACAGGAGUUCCUCCAGGAGGUGAUGCUUCCGAGUGGGGUCACAUCGGAUGGGGGUGAGGCGAGGCAAAAUGAAGAGACGGUCAUCCCGGUGGAGCAAAGAAAGGAGACUGCUACCCCUGCUGAGGGGAGCACUCCCAAUAAUGCAAUCGGACAGGAUGCAGAACUGGAGGAGGUGUUGAAUGAGGGGGGUUUCUACGUGGAAGAGGACUCCGGGGGGGAGGGACAGCUAUUGGUGCAACCGCUUCUGGAGAGACCGCUUUUGGAGCAGCCCCAUUUUAUCCCCACGGCAGACCAUCACUGCGAAGACAGCAGCGUCAGGAAUUCCUUACUAAAGCUCACACAGGGGAGUGCCCCCUGGAGUGACACCGCAGACCUCACGCAUCUAAACGAAGAUGAGGAAGCCAUAAAGCAGUUAAACAAGAUUUUCCAAAAAAAUAAAGAUAAAUUCCUGUUCAGUGUGGAGAGGCAACACGGGACUAACGGAGAGCUCAUUCUACAAGAGUAUUGCUUCUUAUGCAACAAGAAGAAGAAGUUAAAUAAACCCCUGUGUGCAGUAAACAUAUACAUCUGCUACGAUUGCAAAGUGUUGGACAAUAACUUCAAAAUGAUAUCCCUCAGCAAGUUAGUGAGGAAAUAUUGCCUUAACAAUUAUGACCUAUCCAAAUAUGAAAAACAGCUAGCUCUUCUGUGCACAAAGAACCCACGUGGGUAUUCCAAACAAAUGAAACUCUACUUUCUUUUCCAAAUCAAAGAAAUUGCCAUACGAAAGCACGGCUCCAUGGAAGGAGUCAAACGCAUGUACAUAUCGAAGCUGCUAAACUCAUUUAGCAAUGCACAGACAACUCCUCAGUCGAAGAAGAAACGGAAGGACCUGCACAAGAUGGUUAAGCCAAAGAGUAUUUACAGUAAGAAGGUUAAAAAGCAGGAGGAACAAAAAAUCAUUUGCGAUGAUAAUGAACACGAGUUUGACUCGCCCACCUGCACCAACGCGGAGGAUUCCCUUUACGUGAAAAGGUGCAGGAAGUGCGCCUACCAGGUGGAGUACAUGCAGUUCUGA